AUGGACCCCAACAAAUCCUCCUCUGCUUCACCAUCCGCUGUACCCUCUCCCUCCACCAAUCCCCCACCGUCUGAUGCUUCUCCUCUCACAUUCAUCGACCAAGAAUUAGAUGGUAACCUCGAAUCUCUUCCUGGUGGAGGCCCCUCUGAAUCAUGGAAACUCAUGGAGGCCAUCUUGCUCUUCGAACUGGCCGGAAACGACGCCGGUUCGUACGACACUGUGGUCCAAGAAGGCGAGCGCGCGUUGCUAAUCGAGAACCGGACGGACCCAGGGGACGAAGACUCGGUCCCGGCCUGGCGGAUCGAGGGGUUGAGGAAGGAAGUCCUGGAGAUGAUAGAGAAAUCCAAGAGGCAGAUCAUCGUUCUUGGAGGUGGGAACAGGAGGGACAAGUGGAAACGGCUCUUAGAGGAUAAUUCCCUGGCGGAGGUAAAGGCCGAGUUCGAGGCUACGCUACAGAGAAAGAAGAGGAUCCCAGGGCGGAAGCCGCUGGAUUUCAAAUCGCCCUCGCCGGACGAUCGGUUCAAGAUCAAGAAGCACAAGAAAGUCGAGUCGAACGAUGUCGCUACGAUCAGUCGAGUCAGGGCCUUCUGGAACGACGGCAUGAGUGUGGAAAGCAAGAGGGAGUUGUUGAGAAUCGGAAUCGAAGACCUCAAAGCGUAUUUGGAUAAGAAUAAGUUGCGAAUGGCGAUGGAGGUUUUGACGCAAGCAAUAGAUUACGCUAAGGCGAAGAAGACGUGGAAGUUUUGGGUAUGCUGUCGCUGCGGAGAGAGGGUUUCUGAAUCAGAUUCCGACGACCAUCUUUGGGAUCAUUUAGCUACUCUAUCGUCGGGUUUUCUGUCACAUUCGCCGGAUGAACCUCCCGAAUGGGCCGUUAACAUGAUCGAAAACGGCGUUUGGAAGCCCGUGGAAUCGAUUUGCGCGGCCGAGAUCAUGGAGCGCCGGUCCGCUGCUGCAGAUUGGCCUUAUGUUGACGACAUUGAGAGGGCAGAAAUCAUUGAGAGAAUUCGUAAGAAACUGCAAUUGUUUACGAGUAACAAAUGUCUUGCUUGGAGCCAUCUCAAUUGGCUGCAGUACUUGAUAAUCGAAUUGCUGCAAAAUCAUAUUCCUAAACCGGUGAUUACGGAUCUUUGGCUUCACCACACGCUCCAUUUGAUACGCUUUUUGGAAGUUCCGGGGCUCAAUCAUGUUCUUGAGUUCUUGGAAGAUCUGGCCAGUGUUUGCGCAUUGGGUUGUCUCGGUGUGCUCUUGUCGGAGGAUGACGUUAGAGGCAAUCAGUGGUUUUGGGACAACGCUCGAGAAAGGGUUGUUUUCAGCAGCGACUUCUCAGCUCUCCUUUUCGAUGACCGGUUGUUGCGAGGAGAGACUGUUGAGCCGGACAUUGGAGUUGCGGUGGUAACUUCAAGUACUACUGAUGAAGAUUGCGAUGCUGAUAGUGAUGCUUUGGUUUAUUGGCUAUGGACAGAAGGUCCUACAAUUGUGGAGCAAAUAAAAGCAUGGACAAGUCUGACAGAAGCUUGCAAAUGUCAAGGAAUGGAAUUCUACAACAUCAUUGAAGCUGAAUCUCUCCGUUUGCAAAGAAUAGGUGAAAGAAAAUGCGAGUAUUUAAGAUAUCAGAAACCAUUGGCGAAUGUUGAUAGCAUAUGUGUUGAAGAAAAUUGGAAAAGGGAACAAAUUUCAGGGUACCAUCCACAAGGUUAUGUGUCCCUCUUCUUCAAACGGUGGAAAGAGCUCGAGGCUGAGGGUGAUGCUGAGACGGGUAGUAGUAGUAGCUGUGAGUUGGAUAUCAUAUGGAGUAUUAUGAAGGAAUCACAAUCACAGAGUGAAAUUCAAAUGGUAAUUCUGAAGCAGAAAGAUCGCCUGGCUCGAGAGCUUUGCCAACUUGAUGCUAUAAUCAUGUCGACUCUUGCUGCCAUGCGGCAGACAGGGCUGCAAGCCGGGAUGGUAUCUACGUUAGACUACCGGUUCGCUCUGGUGCCCCAGUUGAAAUCAUUCAUGAAGGUUUGUAUUGGCUUUCACUGGGCUGGGUUCUUGAAUGUUCUUACCUUUUUGUUGGCUACUGCUUUGAUGUUUAUGGGAUAAGUCUUUCGUUUCUAGGCACACCUGGAGGACCUGGUCAACGAAGAUGCUGCAGAGAAGUCUAAUGCUGUAGCAGAAGCUUUGUUAGCAGAGCUUGCUCUUGAUGCCAAGAAGAACGCUAACCAAGGAGGAAGACAGGGACUGGGCAAAUCAAAGGAUAAAAAGAAGAAAAAGGAUCACAGGAAGGCCAAGGAUUCUGAGUCAGCUGGUGGUAGUGAGGAGCAGCAUCCCACCAGUGUGCCUGUUGUCUCCUCUGAACCUAAUGAAGAUGUUGGUUCAUCUGAGCUGCAACAUCUGAGUCAAUCCGGGCCAGCCCCCUUGCCUCUCAGUGGCAUACAAUUUGGUCAUUUUAACUGGACAAAUUUUUGUCAAGCUCAGAGUUUCAAAAGGUGAACUUGAAUAACAAGACUCUGAAGCACCUGAAGCUGACUACCAUACAUGUAUAAGAUUUUACUUCUUAUUUGCAAACAUACAUAGUUUGACUAGGAAAACAGCAUACAUACUUCUCAAAUUGAUCUGGACCCAAGGGGUCAAUACUGUAUAGUUUCUGAAGAAUCUGAUAGUGUCACUUUCCUUUAUUACUACUGCACAUCCAAUGAAAGAAUUAAUGUCCAUUUUACUGCCCCA
Molecule: messenger RNA, 2703 nt
Organism: Alnus glutinosa
Lineage: Eukaryota; Viridiplantae; Streptophyta; Magnoliopsida; Fagales; Betulaceae
Exons: 3
Coding region: 1-2079 (692 amino acids)
Source: RefSeq, a predicted model, not a curated record